UUGUCUUUUGAAGCGAAGCUCCUCCUCUGACCAUCGCAAAUCUGUGUCUGUGAGAGAUGAGCUGGGGCAGAAAGCCGUCCGGACCGUGUGACUGAAGAGCAAAAUCCAGAACCAUCCCAGGCCAGCUUCAGUGUCGGUUCGGCGAUGGCCGCGGCUGUGGAGAGAGGAGGGGUCCGGGCCGCCUUCAUGAACCCGGCUGUCGGUGCUCCCGCUCCCGUACCCGUUACCGCUGCGCUCGGAGGAUCUUCCAUGGCCGGAGCCGCGGGUUCUGGCUCGGGUUCGGCGGGUUCCGGUCCGGUCAUGCCCGUGCCCAUGAAUCUGUUUGCAACGUGGGAAAUAGACCGUUCAUCUCCAAGCUGUGUUCCGAGGUUGUGUAGUCUGACGCUAAAGAAGUUAAUUGUUCUGAAAGAGUUGGAUCGUGAGCUCAGCUCUGUGGUUAUCGCUGUCAAGAUCCAGGGCUCAAAGCGCAUCCUGAGGUCUAAUGAAUACAUGCUCCCACCCAGCGGCCUCAUGGAGACAGACCUGGAGCUUACCUUCUCUCUACAGUACCCACACUUUCUGAAGAGAGAUGCCAACCGGCUGCAGAUUAUGCUUCAGAGGAGGAAACGCUAUAAAAACAGAACGAUUCUGGGCUACAAGACGCUAGCGGUUGGAGUCAUUAAUAUGGCUGAGGUGAUGCAGCACCCGACAGAUGGAGGUCAGAUUCUUGGUCUCCAUAGUAAUGUGAAGGAAGCGCCAGUGCGUGCAGCGGAACUGAGCGUGUAUUCACUGUCCAGUCAACCUAUUGAUCCUGAAGAUGGCAGUGGACAGCCAAAGGCCAAAGCUUCAGACCGUUCUCCAGAUAUGGAUAACUAUUCUGAAGAUGAUGACGACAGUUACUCAUCAGAGCAAGAAGCCAGCGAUGAUGCUGUUCAAGGCCAGGACCUUUAUGACGAGGAUGAUGAUGUUCAGCGGAAACCAAAAAAAUCUCGUAGAAAAAUGAUUAGAACCACAUCUAUGACCCGGCAACCCAAUUUCAAGCAGAAGUUUGUUGCUCUCCUGAAACGAUUCAAAGUAUCUGAUGAGGUGUUGGACUCUGACCCGGUGGAUCAGACGCAGGAAGUUGAAGAUCUGGAUCUUUUGUAUGACAGUUUGGAGGUGUAUAACCAGAGCGACAGUGGCCCAGAGAUGGAGGACAACGAGAGUCUUCUCAGCACUCCCAAACCCAAACUCAAGCCGUUCUUCGAGGGAAUGUCUCACUCCAGCUCGCAGACAGAGAUCGGCAGUUUACACAGCCAGAAAAGUCAACCGAGAGAGCAACCCUCUACUGGUGUAGAUCUGUUAACAGUGGAUAAGAACAGAGCACCCAGCGGGCGAUACACAGAUGACCCUACAGUAGUGGACUUUACAGCUGGGGAACCGACGGAGGACGAGGUGGGUGGGGGUGCGGCCACAUGCGACGCUAACAUGAGCUGGGACGUGAGCACUGAGAAAUUAUCGGGAACAGUGGGCAAACUCUGCAAGACUGAAUCGCAGACUCUCAUGUCGCCUAGUAAAACAGACAGCAAAUUGCAGCGUCGUCCACGCAGCACGUCUAUGAAGGACCGACAGAACUCAAAAGCUCAGAGUGAUCGAACCAGCAGCAUCGAGAGCGAAACCUCGCCAGACUCCAGGCUCAUCACACAGGUUUGUGUACCGAGGAAGUCUGUGUACGAUCAGCUCAAUCAGAUCCUGAACUCUGAUGAACAGUUGCCAGAGAGUAUCAUUCUCAUCAACACUACAGACUGGCAAGGACAGUAUUUGAAUGAGACUCUUCAGGAGCACAAGCAGCCCAUUGUGUCCACUGUUUCCCCCGCAGACGUUCAGGCCGCAUUCAACACCAUCGUCACUAGGAUUCAGCGAUUUUGUAACUGUAAUGCCCAGACGCCACCCACCAUUAAAGUCGCCAUUGUGGGCGAUCAGGGUUAUCUCAGCACAAUUCUCCGCUGCUUCGUGGAGCAACUCGCCAACAAGACGCCUGAUUGGUUGAGCUACAUCCGUUUCCUAGUCAUUCCUGUUGGUUGUCAUCCACUGGCCAAAUACAUCUCAACGUUUGACAGUAAGUUCAAUAACAUCUUCAUGGACGCAGGUUGGAGGGACGUGUUUUCGAGGUUAGAGGCGCCCCCUUCAGAUAACAUUGAUGUGGCCGGACGCGUCUCACAGUAUCUGGCCGGAGCAAAUCAGUCUCACCAGUUCCCUAUUUCAGAGGCCAUGCUCACCUAUAAACAGAAAAGGAAGAGAAGUUUGUAUUUUGAUUUUUACAUCAGCCCUGAUGAAGACUCGUGUCAGAAGUUCGUGCCGUUCAUUGGGUUGGUGAAAGUGGGAAUUGUGGAGCACAACUUGUCCACAUCAGUGGACUCUGAUGAUGCAGUAAUGGUGGGCAGUGUGAACAUGCUCUCUUCACCACCAGCACUAACAGGAACACCGUACGGCAAAGACAUGACCUCCACUCCUCCAUCAUCUCCUUCUGUUUCUGCAAGUCUCUCUGGAGCAGGUUCUCCAGGCACAGGUGGUGAGGUGAUGGGUCUCCAGGUAGAUUACUGGACUCUCCAGGGCUCAGAGAAGAAGAAAGAGGGCGAGAAGAGAGACGUGGGCAUUAAAAACACCCUGAAGAGUAACUUCCGCUCGCUGCAGGUGUCCAGAAUUCCCAGUGGAGGAGAAGCAACACCUCCAGGGAUGGCCAUGACCGUCGUCAUGAAGGAGAAGAACAAGAAAGUGAUUUUCCUGAGUAAGAAGCCAAAAGAGAAGGAUGUGGACUCGAAGAGUCAGGUGAUUGACAGCAUCAGCCGACUCAUCUGCACGGCUAAGCACCAGCACACCAUGCUCAAGGUGUCCAUUGAUGGUGUAGAGUGGCACGACGUGAAGUUUUUCCAGCUGGCUGCACAGUGGCCAACUCACGUCAAGCACUUUCCUGUAGGAAUCUUUGGCUACAGCAAGACCCUGUGACCCUCCGAUUCCGGAACCUUCUCUGGCUCAAACUUCACAGAAAGUGGACGACUGCCUGAGAAACAGGGGGUGGUGGUGGGGGGUAAACACACAAAUGGAUUUUCCUGUGGAAAUGGUCAAUUUGGAAGCCUGUGUCAAUGACAGAAAUAUUGUUAGUAAUGUCACUAGUCGUUUUUGUCGCUCUGGCAGUGAAAGAAACAAUGACGUGUUUGAAGCGCUGUCUUUUAUUUUAAGAUAAACACUACAUGUUGUUGUAGAAAUUGUACAGGCAUGUACCGCAGCUUGCGUUUGUACUUUGUUGGGUUAUAGUUAUUAUUUCUGUGAAAUUUUCUGUGUCGAUAUUUGUUCUAUGUACAAUACAACAGGACGGGAUUUAUGAAGGGAGGUCAAUUGAAUUUGUAUUCAAAAGGUUUGUUUGUUUGUUUAUUUGUGUUGGGGGGGUUGUUGUUUAGUGAUGCUGUGUGAGUGAUCUGUAAAUAUGUUCAAGUGGGGUGGGGGUUAUUGCACAGAUGGGAGGGGUUAAAUGCAAAUGGGAGUUGCUAAGUACAAGUGUGAGGAGUUAAGGAACAUGUAAAAGGAAUUUCAUUUGAAUUGUUGAAUGAUUUUAUCAUAGCUAAAAUGGCACAUCCUUUAACUUUUAGCAACAUGCACACUUUUUAGGUUAAGAAAGGUGACUUUUCUGACUAAUGUCACUACCUGGGUAAAUUUCAAAUUUGUUUUGGGAGGAAAACAUAUUUGGACUAUAAUGAGGUGCUUUGGAUGUUGCAUGAAAACUGCAGUAUAUCUGGGUUAAUUCUAAAGGGAGAUCUUGGUUUGUUAAGUGGCAACCAACAUAUAUUAAUUUGAAAAGUGAUAUAUGCUUUGAAAAGCCCUUUAAUUAGUUUUAGCCCUUUUGUGUGGGGAUACAACCAGAUAUUUUCUAUUUUUUUACUCUUCUAUCAUUUUUACCUAUCUCUGAAUCUCUUGUGGUGACCAUGUUGCAAGUUUUCAGAGUGAUUUUGGAAUGCUGUGGAUGUGAUAAAUACAGGGUCCAGUUACUGCAGGCCAAAGGGGUUUAUAGCGUGGGAAAAUUUAGGAUGACAACAGGACAUCCUGUGCAACUUUUAGUCCGUUUACAAAUAUCGCCUGUGUAAAAAUUGAGGGAGGAAGUUUAAAAUAGCAGCUUUAUCUGUGGUUGUAUCUGUGUGUUUGAUUGUUUGUGUGUUUAUGAAUGAAAGAGUUCGUUUAUUUGCGACAGUUUGAGGUCUUCAGUAUUAAUUUUGAAUGGUUUGGGUUCACAUAAAUAUGAAAAUUCUGUCAUCAUGUACUCACCUUUGUGUCAUUCUAAACCUGUAUGAUUUACUAAAUGGUGACAGAAUUUUUAUUUUUUUUUUAUUUUAUUUUAUUCAUUUCAUGCAAGUGAAAAAUGUGAUAUGGUUACAUUUCUGGGAAGAGUGGAUUGUUUUGUUUUUUUUUUAUGUCUGAGUAGAACUGUUACUAUUCUUUUCAUUAUAUGACAUAACUUUUUUUUUUCACUGAUUUUGUGAUUUUUGUUUUUUCUUAGAUUGAGGUGGGCUGCUGAGGUUUGUUCAAGCAUUUUGGGCCAUCUUAGGUUGUUUUUUAAGCACUACUUUUUAGGGCAAUGCGAGAUGUUUUCCUCUAAUUUAAAAACGUAUAUUUGACUUGUCUGUUCUAAAUAGAAAUGCAGACAUUUGCACAAAUCUUAUUUCUAAGUUUGACAGUAUUGAUUCUGAUUGAACCAUUUGAGGAAAGCUUGUCUUCUUUGAUGCUCUGUAAUGUGUGUACAUAAACGUAUACUGCCAUUUCAUAUCUUUAUACUGGUUUUAAUUGUCAUACAAAUACUAAAAUGAUUUUAACCAUGGGUGCAUUGUGAUUUUUUUAACAUUCACUGGCACUGUUUGUUUUUCUAUCUUUCUUUUUAAAGGAGUUGAUCUAUUUUAUAGACUUAUUUUCAGACAUGUAAAUGAGCAUGAGAAAGUCAAAAAAGUUGAGUGCAUAGACAAAUCUUUUCUUUUCAGUAUUAGAUAAAUACUUCUCUGAGAACUGUUCAAAUAAAUUACAAAUAAUAAAAAUACUUUUGUGUUUGCCGC
Messenger RNA from Myxocyprinus asiaticus (Chinese sucker), 5054 nucleotides. Its product is annotated as phosphofurin acidic cluster sorting protein 2-like. The record is from RefSeq and is a predicted model, not a curated record. NCBI's taxonomy places the organism in Eukaryota, Metazoa, Chordata, Actinopteri, Cypriniformes, Catostomidae. Gene Ontology annotation, molecular function: transmembrane transporter binding. Gene Ontology annotation, biological process: protein localization to plasma membrane. The coding region runs from base 145 to 2964 and encodes 939 amino acids. The transcript is spliced from 25 exons.